Molecule: messenger RNA, 942 nt
Organism: Mesoplodon densirostris (Blainville's beaked whale)
Lineage: Eukaryota; Metazoa; Chordata; Mammalia; Artiodactyla; Ziphiidae
Product: olfactory receptor 7A10-like
Exons: 1
Coding region: 91-942 (283 amino acids)
Biological process (GO): G protein-coupled receptor signaling pathway
Cellular component (GO): membrane
Molecular function (GO): olfactory receptor activity
Source: RefSeq, a predicted model, not a curated record
GGCAACAAUACACAAAUUUCAGAAUUUAUUCUUCUGGGAUUAUCAAAUGAACCAGAACUGCAGCCCCUCAUAUUUGGACUUUUCCUAUCCAUGUACCUGAUCACUGUGUUUGGGAACCUACUCAUCAUCCUGGCCAUCAGCUCAGACUCCCACCUCCACACCCCCAUGUACUUCUUCUUCUCCAACCUGGCCUUUCUAGACAUUUGUUUCACCUCCAUCACCAUUCCUAAGAUGCUGGUGAAUAUACAGACUCAAAACAAAGUCAUUUCCUAUGAAGACUGCCUCACACAGACAUAUUUUUUCCUACUAUUUGCACAGUUGGGUGACUUCCUUCUGACAGUGAUGGCCUAUGACAGCUUCAUAGCCAUCUGCCACCCCCUGCACUACACAGUCAUCAUGAAUCCUCUUCUCUCUGGACUGCUGGUGCUGAUAUCCUGGGUGAUAGGUGCCCUGAGUUCCUUGUUACAAACCUUACUGGCAUUGCAGCUGUCUUUCUGUACAGUCUCAGAAAUUCCGCACUUCUGUGAAUUCAAAGAGGUAAUCCAACUUCCCUGUUCUAACACCUUUCUUAAUAACACCAUGAUGUAUUUUGCAGUUGGGCUGUUUGGUGGUGGUCCAUUCGCUGGGAUAUGUUACUCAUACUCUAAGAUAGUUUCCUCCAUAGGAGGAAUCUCAUCAUCUCAGGGGAAGUAUAAAGCAUUUUCCACCUGUGCAUCACAUCUCUCCACUGUCUCCUCAUUUUAUUGUGCAGUGUUAAGAAUGUAUUUUACCCCUGCUAUUACCCACUGCUCACACUCAAGUGAAGCAGCCUCAAUGAUGUACGCUGUGGUCACACCCAUGCUGAAACCCUUCAUCUACAGUCUGAGGAAUAAAGUCAUAAAGAGUGCUCUAAGAAAAUUCUUUGGGGUGGCAGUUAUAAAAGGGCCAAUUGUCCUGGGGUGA